CUCAAUUCUACUGCCACCACCAGUCUCCCAUUUCAUCCCAAAGCCGCCAUCCCCGCUCGCCAGAGGGCUGCCACACAGACAAGAAACGCCCCGUGCCGAUUGGACCAGGACAGGCCGCCAGGGCUUACUCCCAGGAAGAGUGCCUACCUCACAUCCCUCUCCUCCUCUGCCUUGCCUUGGCUUUGCCUGCCUGCCUGCCUGCCUGCCUGCCUGCCUGCCUGCCUGCCUGCCUGCCUGCCUGGACUCUGUCGUGUCAUGCCAAUGCCCAUGUUGAUGGGGCCAGCCUGCCAAGCCAGGCCCGCAAUGCUCCUGCUGCCACUACUGCUGCUGCUAGAGCUGUCUUGUCUUGGUCACUGUCCGUACUAGACUAGACUAGCCCUCGUCCUGUUUGUCUAUCACGGCCGUCAAGCCUCCUCCUCACAUCCGACCUCUUCACUCUGCUCACCACAACACAAGUCGACCACGGAGACCCGGGCUUGGAUCAUGCUGAGCCGUGGGGGCACCCGACCCACAUCUCUCGAUACACCCCGACCAUACCAUACCGAGCAGCGAACAAGAUCCAAUUGCCACCGGCAGUCGUCUGUUCUGCCAAAACCACCACACUUGCGGCUCGGGCUGAGGCUCACCUCUCUCUGACCUCGACUUUCUACUGUUGCCACCAGCACGGCUGGCCACAGAGAGGCUCAUUUCGGCUUCGGCUUGCGCCAAUGCCAAUAAGGAUCCAGUGCGACGCCGACCCGUUUGUCCGCCUGUCUUGCCGAACCCACUUGAGAGCCUCGCCUAUGCCAAUCUGAAGUCGGAGAAGCCAGCCAAACCCAAUUGCGUCGGCCUCUGAUUCGCAAUCCGCUCCCCACCACGCCGAUCGUGACUCGAGAGUUGCAGAACAUCGCACCCGUGGUAGCGACUGCAUCGCACCUGCGGCCCGAGGGUGGAUACCGACGCAUUCGUCUGGAGCUUCUGGACAGUCUGGAGCCAGCCCGCCUUCUAGAAUAAUUGGCACUUCUCUUUCAACCUACGGUGGACGCCAGCUGGUCGCCUCCGCUCCAAUGCGCAUCCUUCACACCUCCGCGAAUGUGGCCCGGUCUGUCGAGCAUUCAUCCUCCCGGAAUGGAUGCCCGCCGCAUGUCUCCAGACGGUUCCUCUCGUCCACCUCCCCGGCCACGCCGGCCUUCGGCCUCACUUAGUUCUGUACCCUUGCAGCGAACAUUCGACCCGGCCUCUGGCGGAGCACCGGUACUAGGGGGCGUCCCACGCAGGACCUCUGCGGGCAAUCUUCGCAGCACGACCUAUCGCCCUGGGAACCCCACGGGCGCCCAAGCCACCGUGAGGGCCGUCACACCAGAGCCCACCGAAGACGGCGCACAAGAGCCCAUGGCCACAAACAACUACGGUGAACCCGUCACGCCCCUGCCAGGCACCGCCGUCAACACUCCCAUCGGCCCAACCUCGCCGCGAAGCUCCUCACCAAGGGCCAUACCGAAUGUGCCCGGCAGCGCCAUGUCCAGUUCCUCGAGUACUGCCCGACGGCAGGGUGUUGUCUUCAACGACCACUUCCCCAGCUCCCUCGACAGCGCCUCCUCGAGCCCACCCGCGAGACCCCAGAUCCGCCCUCGGGGCCACACACUAGAUAGCCCGUACCGUCAGCCCUCCGCCGCGCCAACGCCAGAGAGCUCAAGACAUAGGGUGGGGUCGGUGUCAUCUUCUGGCUCAAUGGGGUCGAUGCCGCCUCACGAGGACGCGUUGCGCGGGCCUUCCCUGCCACGGCACUCCCCAGCGAUCGAAUCCGCCGGGUAUCCUUCCGUCUAUCCUGCGCGACCCACUGAUCUGCAUAUCCAUACCGGGGUGACCACAAAGGAAAAGAAAGGGCUCACCCGCGCGAAGCUAAUGAAGCGAAUCUCCCGACCAACCUCCCCGAUGAUGUCGCCACCACCCUCUGUGGACUCGCUGCCUCUGCCCGUACCGACCGAUGAUGCGAACAAGGUCCUGCUCUUGAUGAAAACUCUGUGUGGGCGCAUGAGGGGAGAGGCUUCGUAUCAGAACGAGGCCAAUGGCCAAUGGCACUCGGGUUUGUGCUACAUAGAAGAGGAAAAGGGCAGUCUCAUGUUCGAUUCCGGAGAGCAUGGCCCGUUUCACACGUCCGUCAUCUCUGACUUGAGGGGCUGUCGAGUACUCCCUGUGCACAAACCAAGCCUAGAACGGCCGUGCCUUGAGAUCAUCAACUCCCACACCGGCGUGGAGGUGCUUUUGUGGCCUCACGCCGCAGAAGAAUUGGAUCUGUGGCUUGCUGCCCUGCUCUGCUGGCAGCAGGUCCGGCCGAGUGCGAUGCGAGUCAACAGCCAGUCAACCACACCAACGUCACAAUACAGACCCGAGUUGAUGCGAAGAGGAUCAUCGACCCCCUCGAACUCUGCCACAAUAAUCAAAGUUAGCAGAGUCUCGAUAUGGGACAAGGGUGCUGCUCAUUCACCUCGCGCGAUUGUCAAGAGGACCUCUACGCGGGACUUGCGGUCGCCACAGACGGGCUGGAGGAAAGUAUCGUGCAUCCUGUCUGACAACGGCGAGCUCAAGCUCAUCUCGGAGAACGAUGUCACGGUCCUCUGUAUCAUCUCCCUCUCCCAACUAUCACGAUGCGCCAUACAACAGCUGGACAAGUCAGUCUUGGACGAGGACUUCUGCAUAUCCAUCUUCCCAAUGUACUCCUCGACAUCUACUCAGCUCUCAAUUUUCAGGCCCGUGUACAUAUCCCUGGACCACAGGGUCUUAUUCGAGGUCUGGUUUGUUCUGCUACGCGCCUUCACAGUGCCCGAGAUUUAUGCUUUGGACACGGAAAACGACGACCAAGUUCUCGAGGUCACGGACUUCGACGCAGAUCUCCCUUUCCAGAUGUUCAGGGUAGAGAAGACGAUAAAUCUGCGCGUAAUAGAGGCAAAAGUAGGCGGACCUACCUCGCCUCACACGGCCUCGCGAGACCGACACGGCAGGAACCACGACGACGCCUUCGUGGGGAAUUAUUUUGCGGAGGUCAUGCUGGACGGUGAUGUCCGUGCCCGGACCAUCACAAAAACCGACACGCGAAAUCCAUUCUGGCGAGACGACUGUGAGUUCGCAGACCUGCCUGCGAACCUACCGUACCUUUCAGUCAUCCUGAAACGGAUCGAUGGAAACCUGGAAAGCAUGGCACACCAGCUACAGGCAUCAUUGGGCUUGCCGAGGACGGGGAAUCUGACGGAGGUUUCUUGCGGCUCCGUGGAUCUUCCAUUAACGCAGCUUGAACGAGGAAAGGAUCACGAGCAAUGGCUUCAGAUUUAUGAUGAGCGCCAACAGUCCAUCGGAACCAUGCUUUGUAAGGUUCGCCACGAGGAGGUCGUGGUAUUUUUGGCCAGGGACUACCAGCCACUGUCCGAGAUGCUUCACAAGUUCAGCUCCGGGCUGACUGCGCAGAUCUCGGAAGCUCUCCCAGGACAACUGCGACGCUUGGCAGAAAUCUUCCUGAAUGUCUUCCAAGUGUCGACUACUGCGAGCGAUUGGUUGAUGGCUCUGGUGGAAGACGAAAUCGACGGCAUCGGGCAGCAGUCUCAAAUGAGGAAGAUGAGAUUUAGCCGUCGUCUCAAAUCCAGCGAGAACCUGGAUGUCUCAAAUGCCUAUGAGCGAGAGGCGCUUCGCGACAUGGGCAAAUCCCUGGCUGGCGAGGCCAAUCUACUUUUCAGGGGCAAUUCUUUACUCACACAAGCCCUAGAGUUCCAUAUGAGACGUUUGGGAACUGAAUACAUCGAGGAGAUCCUGGGCGACAAGAUCUUUGAAAUCAACGAGAUCAAUCCAAACUGCGAGGUUGAUCCUGGGAAGUUACAACAAGGCGAAGAUAUCGGCCAGCAUUGGGACCAAUUGUUGCAGUUUACAAACGAAAUAUGGGACUGCAUCGCCAAAUCAGCCAACAGGUUCCCCCCAGAACUCCGACACAUCUUGAAGUACAUCCGCGCUGUUGCGGAAGACAGAUACGGUGACUUCCUCAGGACCGUGGCUUUCACCAGUGUCUCCGGCUUCCUCUUCCUGCGAUUUAUCUGCCCAGCCAUACUCAACCCGAAAUUGUUCGGACUGCUUCGGGACUACCCACGUCCCCGGGCCCAAAGAACACUGACUCUCAUCGCAAAGGCAUUGCAAGCGCUUGCGAAUCUUUCCAACAUUGGAAAGAAAGAAGUCUGGAUGGAUCCGAUGAACCGUUUCAUCAGUUCUCGCCGCCAGGCUCUCAAAGACUUCAUUGACGAGAUAUGCGCAAUACCAGCCGAACGCUCGAACUGCAUCUUGCCCGCGUCCUACUCGACCCCAAUCACCAUCCUAGGCCGCCUGUCACCUCUGGCUCGUGAGGGCUUCCCCUCCCUCCCAUAUCUGGUCGAUCAUGCACGCAGCUUUGCCCUUCUCGUCAGACUGUGGGUGGACAACCAGCCUCUUAGUGGUGACGCGGAGAACCAGUAUGAUGGCGAACUCCUCAAAUUCCACAGAUUAUGCGUUAGCCUCCAGCAACGAGCCGACCUCUGUAUGGCGCGCAUCGACAGUGUUCGCGCAGCGGACAUUGAGAAUUCAAGCCAACGCACAGACUCGGACGGCGCACUUGCUGAUGCCACAGAGCACGUAAACCUCGCUGAAUCGAUGAAUACGUCCCACAAAUCCGCUACAAGCACCUCUUGGAUGGACCGCGACCGCCCGCCUGGCUCAUCUGACGGUAGCUCGCUGGACGACACUCGAGGCCAAGGGCUGCGUUCUCACCGCUCAUCUGAGAGGUGGGCCAGUGGCCUACGGCAAGCUGUGGGCAGCGCUGGCGAGCUCUCGGACCGCAAGUAUCAGCAUGGUUCCAUGAAGUCCCUUCGGAGUGGGAAAAACGCGAGAAAGUUCCUAUCCGGUUUCCUUCGCAAGGUCGAUCGGACAGACAGUCCAGAAGCUUCGGGCUCAAGUGGAAGUCCUUCGGUAUCGCCAUGGCAGAAUGGAAGUGGUGAUAACAGCAUCGCUUCUGCGUACAAAUCAGGGUCUGGCUCGACAACACCGACAGGCACGUUAAAGGGCAGAGAUAAGGAAAAGGGGAGGAGCACCUUUGGCGGCCUUGCCGAGGCCUGGAAAGAAUUUGAUCCGUCCAGCAGGCAUUGAAAAAUGAUUUCACGACAGUCCGCAGACCGAAACCAUUGUGCUAUCAUUGAAAAGUCACUGCACCAACUUACCAUUCUUCUUCUACCCCCCAUCUUUUACCAUUACUACUACUAUUAUAACGAAAGUCAACGGCCGGGAAUGUGAUGGGAGUUCAAGGCGAGGCGCGAGAAGAUAAAAGAAGCCAGGAGGCAUUCUGAUGCGUACCACAGGGGCGGCCAUUCGUUACCAUUUCUAAAAGCAAUUACCACAUUCACGCCGCGUGUCGCCAUCCCCAGUCAUCUAUCCAUCAACCUGCCUCCGUUGUGGUGCCUUCGGCCGAAAGGGAGGCGGGCAAUGAGGCGCCCAGGAGUACAGUCUCUAUCCUCUUCCAACUUCUCUCCUUUUUUCUUCCUCAUGUUUUUGUCAUCGGGUCGGCCUCGAAAGCUCUUGAUUCACGAUACCUAUAUUGCAACUCCUUUUUUAUAUACACAUAUUCUGGUUUGAAUGAUAGAUUGGGGGUUUCUGUCUUGGAUAGAGAGAUACCACUAUCGCCAGCUUUUGAUGCUUAUUUCUUUCGAGCCUUGUCGUCGUAUCGGCAGUGACAGGACAUCUAGUUUCAUUUCCAAAAAAGAUUGUUCUCCACAACUGGACCAUGGAGCAACAAAAUGGGCUGUGGGGGUAGGAUUGGAAGAUGUGCAUGAAAAGGUUAGUCACUACAUGGCAGAUAGGAUCUUCUAGCGGUCAGGCAUCUAGCAGGAAGACUAUUCUAUGCCUGAGCUAAAACUACUCUAUAUACUUUUUAC
Diaporthe batatas is the source of this 5918-nucleotide messenger RNA. RefSeq lists its product as uncharacterized. The record is from RefSeq and is a predicted model, not a curated record. Bases 1072 to 5136 code for a protein of 1354 amino acids. The transcript has 2 exons. Gene Ontology annotation, biological process: regulation of GTPase activity. NCBI's taxonomy places the organism in Eukaryota, Fungi, Ascomycota, Sordariomycetes, Diaporthales, Diaporthaceae.